Messenger RNA from Cooperia oncophora, 426 nucleotides. The record is from the annotation of a GenBank genome assembly. Lineage: Eukaryota; Metazoa; Nematoda; Chromadorea; Rhabditida; Trichostrongylidae.
AUGAUCUGGCAAUCGUACCUUUGUUUUGAAGAAGCUAUGCUCGCAGGUGAUGAAAACAACGAGGAGCAGCGGAAAACCGUCGCAUCUUUGUAUAAACGAGCCCUGCGUGUACCCAGCGUCGACAUCGCUGACACCUGGAACAGUUACCUAGAGUUUGCAGGCGAACAGGUAGACGACGAAAUUCGUCAAAUUCAUGAGGCCACUGUUAAUGAAAUGAAGGAGUUCUCAAAAUUCGAACUGAAGCUCGCUGAAACCGACGACAGUCUGGAAGCAUUUUAUGAGUAUCUCAGCUUUGAGAAAGGUGAAUGGUUUCGUCUAUCUAAUGUUAGCAUCUGGGGGCGAGGGUUGUUUUUCUGUAGAUCAAUAGAUCAACGAGAACGUGUUUGCUUCAGUUCCUAUAUUCUUAAUAUACGAGUGUUUGAUUAG